UGGUUUGUUUAUAAAUGCUCAUGCAUUCUAACUGUGCUAUUUUUGAAACAGGCAUCUUAUUCCAGGGGAGUCAAUAUCCAGUUUAAAAACGAGGAGGAGAGUGAAGCCUUCCAUUGUGUAGUCCAACAAUGGAAAAAGGAAAUCAAUGCUCAAGGAACAAAUGGGCGAAAUCAAUCAAAUAUAACUUCUAAAAGCAAAUUUGAUGAGAAAAUAGAGUCAUCAUCUGCCAAAAUGUAUUUUCAUUACUAAGGACAACUUCUGCAUCAGCAAAAUAUGUUACAGGACUAUGUGCGGACAGGAACCUAUCAUGCUGCUGUUAUUGAGAACCGGUCUGAUUUCGCUGGUCGUGUUGUAGUUGAUGUGGGUGCUGGUAGUGGUAUUUUAUCACUAUUUGCUGCUCAGGCUGGUGCAAAACAUGUUUAUGCUGUGGAAGCAUCUGAAAUGGCAGAAUAUGCACGGAAACUUAUAGCUGGAAAUCCAAUGCUAGCUCAACGAAUUACAGUGAUCAAAGGCAAAGUUGAGGAUGUUGAAUUGCCAGAGAAAGCAGAUAUUCUGAUAUCUGAGCCCAUGGGAACCUUGUUAAUCAAUGAAAGAAUGUUGGAGUCUUAUGUCAUUGCCAGAGAUAGGUUUCUUGUUCCUACGGGAAAAAUGUUUCCAGCUCUGGGAAGGAUUCACAUGGCACCUUUCACUGAUGAAUAUUUGUUUAUAGAAAUUGCUAAUAAGGCACUGUUUUGGCAGCAACAGAACUAUUAUGGUGUUGAUUUAACACCCCUGCAUGGGACUGCAUUUCAAGGAUACUUUUCUCAGCCUGUGGUGGAUGCUUUUGAUCCAAGACUGUUAAUAGCUCCUUCAAUAUCCCAUGUGAUAGACUUCACCAAAAUAAAGGAGGAAGAACUGUAUGAAAUUGAUAUUCCUCUGAGAUUCAUAGCCUCUGUGGGCACCAGAGUUCAUGGCUUAGCUUGUUGGUUUGAUGUGCUGUUCAAUGGAAGUACUGUGCAAAGGUGGCUUACCACUGCUCCUGGGUCACCGACAACCCAUUGGUACCAGUUACGUUGUGUUCUCUCACAGCCAAUAUACGUCAUGGCUGGACAAGAAAUUACUGGCAGGCUUCACUUGAUUGCCCACAAUGCACAGAGUUAUACAAUUUAUUUAACAUUGUCAGCUAAAAUGUGGGGUCCUGGUGCUGAACAAGGGGGAAUUCUCCAAACAUCUUCCUGUAAACUUGAUCUGAAAGAACCCUAUUAUAGAAUGUCUCAACCACAGGCUUAUGCAUUAGCUCAAGAUCAACAAUCUCAACCACUUAUAUCAACGCAGGAUAUACAUAUUCAAUCUCAGGAUUUAGAUGAACCUGAAUUUGUACAACAGCCUUCGCCUAAUUCAUGUGUCCAGAUUGAUCCACUGAUGCAGAAUAUUUGACUUGACAAAUCCUAACCCAAAUUUCUAUUUGUAACAUGAGUUUGCCAUGAUGUAACAUGUUGGGGCCAUUUGUCUGUAUUUAGACAUUUCCCUUGCCUGUAAAUUACAUUGUGUUCAAUCUAUUGUGGGUGAUUGUCACCCUCACAAAUCUAUCAAAUCUCAUGCCAUGCCUCACAAACUAGGGAAUUUAACGAGCUGGUUCAGUUAAA
This is a messenger RNA of Vigna umbellata (rice bean), 1625 nucleotides long. The record is from RefSeq and is a predicted model, not a curated record. NCBI's taxonomy places the organism in Eukaryota, Viridiplantae, Streptophyta, Magnoliopsida, Fabales, Fabaceae.